CGAGAGUGUAAGGAAGGUGUCACGCGCUGGGAAGGAGCCUGCUUCUUUGACUGGAGUUGUCCUUCUUGUUUUCCUAUCCGGAUAUAGGGGUCUCUACAUUACUUCCGGAAUUAUUUUUCACGCUACGUCUGUUGACUGGCUUCAAGAUGCCGCCCAAAGGGAAACAAGGGACAAAAGGACAGAAGCAAAUUGAUGAGGAAAAUAAACAAUCACUGAAGUUUUAUCUUAUCAUUAUUGGAGGUGUAAAUGUCUUUUAUGUACUUGUCCAGUUUCUGUUUUUCUGGGACCAGUUUACAACAGGACCGAUUGUGAUGUUUUUACUAGCACUUGGUAUUCAUUUUGCAAGUUACCAGUUUAUGGGGUCAAUAGCUUCCCGCAAUCUGGACCUCAACAUGGAAUCCGGCAUGGCAGAGCAUUCUAAGGACCUGCUGAUUCUCACUGCUAUAGUACAGACACUGUCUCUUAUAUCAAACUAUUUCUGGAUUUUUUGGUUGUUGGCUCCUGGACGAGCAUUCUACAUGUUGUGGGUAAAUAUUUUGUCACCCUGGUUUUUCGAGGCCCCUCCAGAAGUUGAUGAGAAGAAACAGAAAAAGAUGGAGAGAAAAAUGAAGAGACACCAUUGAUGACAAUGCCAGCAUAAUUGUAUUUAUACCAUUCCCUUGUCAUAUGUUCCCCCACUCAUUAUCAUCUUCCCAAGGCAAGGGAGCUAACUCACUAUGAAAGUCCAUUUUCCACCCUUGCCAGACUAGGCUGGAAUUAUGGAGUUACCUUUUUCCAGCAAUACCCUCACAGGGGACACCAGAAAUGGGCUUCACACAUUGUACCCAUGUCAGGAUUUGAACCCGGGCCUUAGACAUGACGAGCGAACGCUUUAACCACUGGGCUACCCGACCAUUUUAUUAGAAGAUAGAUCUUGUUUAUCGAUCAGAUCAUCCUUACUGGGCACAGCUAUUUUGUUUGAAGCAAGUGCAAGUGAUAUGAGAGGUGGAAUCUGAUUGGGCAAUAGGUGUGAAUAGAAGAGACAUAACUCGUAAUGGUCACUGGUGGCGCUACGAUGGAGCCCAGGAGUUCCAGCCUAGUUCAGCAAGGGUGGAAACUGGAUUUUUACAGUCUGUUAACUCCCUUGCCUCAGGAAGAUGCUCAUAAUUCACAAUCUGCUCUUGUACAUUGUCAGAUAAUCCGUUUGCAUUUUAAUUAAAUGUUAUGAAUAAAUGAUUUGAAAUGAG
This is a messenger RNA of Haliotis rufescens (red abalone), 1226 nucleotides long. Its product is annotated as transmembrane protein 208-like. The coding region runs from base 147 to 623 and encodes 158 amino acids. Gene Ontology annotation, cellular component: intracellular membrane-bounded organelle. The transcript is spliced from 6 exons. The record is from RefSeq and is a predicted model, not a curated record. Lineage: Eukaryota; Metazoa; Mollusca; Gastropoda; Lepetellida; Haliotidae. Gene Ontology annotation, biological process: vacuolar protein processing.